AAGUCGGAGACGCUUCGGGGGGAGAUGUUGAAGGGGGAUGGCGACGCCUGCGCGCUGGCUUCCGAGGUGCGCAACUACGUGGACCCUCACUUUCGAAAUAAGAAUGGGGUGCUGCAGCUAUCGCGAAGGAUGGCCCUGGCGGGGAUGCUGUGUCGCGCGCCCGAGAAGGUAGACGAGGUCGGGCUGUUCUGCGUAGUGAAGAAGGCCGAGCUGAUCGACGAGGAGCCUGAAGGGACGCUCCGCCUGGCGUUCGACCAGCGGCGCUCCGACGCGCGGUGGCGGGCUCCACCAUGGUGUGCGAUGGGCGCGGUGAGUGCGACGUCGUUCCUGGAUGUGUCCCAGGAGGUGAAGGAGGGCGGGGCGGCCAUGCGCUUUGGCAAGGGCGACCUGCCCUGCUUCGUGCUGCCCGGCGUUUCGGGGGACGGGCUGGGCGCGGUCCCGCCCGACGACUUGCAGCUGCCUGGGAACGGCGCCUGCGCCUGGGCGAAGGUGGCGCUCGCGGGUUUCUCGCGGGCGUGCCGGCGUCUCACCGGAGGCGGGCCGCUGCCCCAGCUCAGCGGGGGGGCGCCAGCGGCUCACUACGAGCGCAUCGAAGACUUCGGUAUCAUCGGGCUGCACUACCCUGCGCUUCCGGGCCAGAAGGAGGUCGCGACGGUGGAGGAGAUCUGGCUGGUGGCCAAGGAAUUGGUGAUGGCUGCGGGCUUCAAGGUGCACAGGGGCGCGCGCUCCUCGGCAGCUCGCAUGAUCGGGGGCGACUUCGAGGGUGCGCGGUUGGCCCUGGACCAGGACAAGAAGAUGUGGCUCGCCGUCCUCGGCACCCAAGAGACCCUGACCAGCAAGUGGGAGCUGCCCGACUCGAUCGCACGGAUCGCGGGCAUCGUGUCCCGGGGGCGCGAGACACCGCGAGAGGUGCUGAGAGAGUUGGCAGCAGCGGCGGCCAUCGCCCCCUCGAUCGCGGUCGACCUGGCGACGCCCUGGAACCCCACCACGAUGAUGCUCGAUGCCAGUCUGCACGGAGGGACCAUCAUUGCCACCUCGAGUACGGUGGAGGAGCAGCGUCGAGAAGCUCGGUGCGCUGUGCGAGGCGGCUGGGCCGCGUGGACUGGAAUUUCCCCCUCGUGGGUUGCGGGCACCUGGUGCGAGGGCGAGGCUUUCGAGCGCGCGGGUGACGACGUGGAGUUGGGCGCGCGCGUUCGAGCACCGCCUGUGCACGAGUGCUGGAGCGACAUCAUCCGCUGGGGGAAGAGGCACCUGCGGAUCACGGUCUCGAUGGUCUGCCUCGGCGGCUUCAGCAAGGGCAGGACUGGCGAGCCAGUUCUGCCGGGGCAUUUUGCGUUGAAGAUCGAGGCGCUGGCCGACGUUGCGGAGUUGGACCCAUUCCAGCCGCUCAGGAUGGGGGUCUCGGCCCCUGUGAGGGAGCUGCGCUUCGCCCACCUUUGCAGCGGACGCGCGCGGGCGGGGGUCUUGGAGGACUGGCUGCUCAGGGUCGCCGCGUCGCGGGGCCGCCUGCUGCUCUGCGCCAGCGCAGACAUCGGGUUCGGGGCGGAGUUCGACCUAACGGACGAGGUCAACGUGAGGGGGCUGGUGCUGCUGGCGGAGAUGGAGACCGACGGCGGGCAUUCGGGCCCCUCUUGUUCUACGUGGUCGCGGGCGCGAUUCCAGCCUGGAGGCCCCCCGCCGCUUCGCCUGCGGCGUCAGCCCUGUGGUCGACCGGGCCCGCGGGGGGACGAUGCGAAGAGGGUAGAGCUGGGGGGCGAGCAGCUGCUGAGCAGCCUGAGGAUCCUGAAGCCCAUUGCCCUCAAGGGCGCCCCCAUAUCGGUCGAGUACCCCGCCGAGCUUGGAUGUCCGCCUUUUCCGUCGAUCUGUGUCACGAAGGAGCUUAUGGGCUGGGGGGCCGUGGUUGGAGCCUAUCGGGUGACCUUUUCGCGGUGCAUGCGGGGCUGCCCUGCGCUCAAGAUGGCGGCGCCCACGGGGGCGGCCUGUGCGAUGCAGCGGUUCGAGCAGCCCUGCGAGCACUCGCCGCGCGGCGCGAGCCUCUGUGGCAAGGGUGCGAGCGGCCAGUUCCGUACGAGAGUGUCGCGGGCCUACCCGUCGGAGUUCUGCCGCGUGCUGGCGGAGCGCCGCGCGGGCGCGGCGCUGGCCGCGCAGGAGAGAUUGGGGGCCGACCUGACCGAGAGGGCGCUGGGGCAGCUGAUCUCGGAGACCUUGGAGCGCGGGCGCCGGGGCUUGUCCUCGCUGGAGGCCGGCUGCGUCGGGAGGACCUUGUCGCUGCGCUGCGUGCGCGGUCUGGCGGAUGCAACGCAGGCGGGCGCGGCCGCAGAGGAGAGACAUCGGCACCGCGCUCAGCGCCGCAAGAUGGGCAACGCGCACCGCGGGAACGAGUCGGAGCGCGUUCACUCCCUGGGGUUGUCGCGGCCGAAGAGGCCGACUCGGGGACUCGCCCUGCUCCCGUUCUCGGCUUGUGCCAAGACGGCGCUGGGUUGCUACGCGCCCUAUGCGCGGCGUUUCCUGGACUUUGCCCUGGAGUGGGACCUGCCGAUGAUGAGCCGCGAGGAGAUUGACGACUCGGUCUUCUGUUACCUGGGCCGCUUGGCGGAGGACGAGGAGGUGGGCCCGCAUCGGGGCGACUUCGCGGCGCAUGAGCUCGCCAACGUGUGGCAAGAGCUGUCUUCAGGACUGCCCAGGUCGAAUCGUGCUCUGCGCGCCUGGCAUCGAUUGCACGCGGCAGGAGAAGCCGGGCCCCCACCGCUCGAGUGGCGGGCCGUGCUGGGCGAGGCCACGAGGUUGUCCGGGGACCAGGAGGCCGCCGAUGCCCCCGAGGUCGCUCUUGACGCCUACCUCAGGUCCGCGGAGUUGUUCGGCUUGCGAGCUGCCGACGUCGUCAUCGACGUCGACUCGGCGGGUGAGCAGGCCGCGGCCCUUCGGCUCGGAGUGCCCGAGCGCGGCGAGCGGGCCAAGACGGGCACGAGGCAGGGCGAGCUGAUCGACCGCGCGCACGUGGCCGACAUGCUCGUGCGGCGGGCCGGCGACGACGCGGGCGCCAAGCGCUUCCCGCCGCGCGCCGCCAGGCACUCGGGGCCGAGCCGCGACGCGGCGACCGGCUGCAGGGCGGCGCGGGCCAUUCAGCGACGCGGGCGAUGGGCGAGCGAGAAGAGCGCGCUCAGGUGCAUGAAGGCGCGCGCUCUGGUGGCAGCUCGCGCCGCGCUACCGCCCGACCCGAUCGAGCGGGGCGCCAGAUUGAUGGAGAAGAAGGGCGCCUGCCCGAUGAAG
Molecule: messenger RNA, 3270 nt
Organism: Prorocentrum cordatum
Lineage: Eukaryota; Dinophyceae; Prorocentrales; Prorocentraceae
Source: the annotation of a GenBank genome assembly